AUGUACAGACAGGUGCUCGUUAACGACGCUGAUGCUCCAUGGCAAUGUAUCUUAUGGCGCGAUUCAACACAAGCUCCAGUAAGAAUGUACCAGAUGCAGACCGUUACAUAUGGGACAAGCUGUGCCCCCUACCUUGCAACAAAAUGCCUCCUGGAAGCAGCUAAAAUGGAGUCUAAAGAGUUUCCGAUUGGCUCAGCCAUUACACUCAAGGACUUUUACGUUGAUAAUUUGAUGACGGGUGCCUCUACUGUGAGCAUGGUCAUUGAAAUCAAGCGGCAAGUUGCGGCCUUGCUUAAACGAGCUGGAUUUCCUCUACGCAAGUUUGCUGCAAACAACAUGGAAAUCAUCGACGACAUACCUUUAGAUGACAGAGAAGAAAUAAUUACACUAGGCGACUCAGAUUACGUUAAAACUCUCGGUCUGAAAUGGUCACCUUCUAAAGAUGCCUUUUUCUUCAGCUACCAUGGACCAGCUGCAUCGCGUAAACCAACCAAGCGUUCUAUAUUAUCACAAAUAGCUGCCUUGUUUGAUCCUCUUGGGUUGCUGAACCCUCUCAUCGUCGCCGGCAAAAUCCUGAUGCAACAACUCUGGGAACUGAAGUUGAAUUGGGACGAAAGCGUACCUCAAGACAUUUACACACAGUGGCGCGCAUUUCAGGAGCAUCUGAGCGCUAUUAACAACAUUCAAAUACCAAGGUAUGUUCCCAUGGAUAGCACAACUGAAAUCCACGCCUUUGCAGAUGCCAGUACUAGAGCGUAUGGCGCGUGCAUUUACCUCGUGACGCGCAUGGAGAAAGAAAUCUCGUCCGCAUUGCUUUGCGCAAAAUCUCGUGUGGCUCCAACAAAGCAAAUUAGUUUGCCACGGCUUGAGUUGUGUGCAACAAUGUUAUUGGCCGAGCUUCUACAAACCGUUGUUGCAAUAUUUUCACCAAACUUGAAUAAUAUUCACUGCUGGACCGGACCAACGAUUGUGUUGUGUUGGAUUCGAGGGGAACCAAAUCGGUGGACAGUAUUUGUGGCCAACCGCGUAACAAAAAUCCAACAGUUGACAUCGAAGUACAAAUGGCAUCAUGUACCAUCCGAACUCAACCCUGCUGAUCUUGUUUCUCGUGGCACAACAGUGGCUGGCAUCCGGGAAAAUCCACUUUGGUUUCAAGGCCCGCAAUUUUUGAAGCUUGGUCAAGAAAAGUGGCCCAGAUCCUCAUUCGACACUGUUCCAGAUGUACCUGAACAACGCAGACAACGAAUAGCUUUAAUCAGCGAACGGGAAGUAGAUAUCAUUGCUGAAAACAAAUACAUAAAUAGGUUCAACAAAUUUCUGCGUAUCUUCACGUAUGUAAGAUGCUUCAUCACAAAGGUACGUAGGCCUUCGUUCACCCCUGAGGAAAUAACCCAAACACUUGAACUAGUAUGUAGGAGAAUUCAGCAAAUGUAUUUUCGCGAGGAAUAUUCUAAACUUUUGAACAAUCACCUCAUUAAUAAAAAUUCUAGACUUGCUUCGUUGUCACCUUUUAUGCAUAAGCAACUAAUACGAGUUGGGGGAAGAGUAAGGAACUCGACCCUAAGUUUCGAUGCUAAACACCCGAUCGUGCUGCCACAUUCGCACCCCUUCGUAUGCUCACUUAUAACGCAUGCACAUCGCACAAACCUUCAUGCUGGGGCUCAAACACUAUUGAACAUCCUUCGCGACAAGUUCUGGAUAACCCGCGCACGGAUAGUUAUUAGGAAAGUUAUUCACAACUGUAUCAUCUGCUACCGUUUUCGCCCAGUUGUUGCAGAGCAAAUCAUGGGAGCUUUGCCAACAAGCCGUGUUACCCCAUCGCAUCCGUUUGAAACUACAGUUUUCGUCUGCUUUACUACAAAGGCUGUGCACUUAGAGAUUGCUCCUGACCUGUCGACCGUUGCAUUCAUCGCGACACUCAAGCGCUUCAUAGCCAGACGAGGAAAGUGUCGCGUCAUUGUCUCAGACAACGCAACAAACUUCAUUGGAGCUAACCAGGAGUUACGAAAACUUCUUCAGUCAUUCGUAACACAAGAACAUAUACAACGCGUUGAAGAAUUUUGCAGAAACGAGGGGAUCGAAUGGAAAUUUAUUCCUCCAAGAUCACCGCACUUUGGAGGUUUGUGGGAGAGCGCUGUGAAACUUGCUAAAUACCAUUUGCGCCGCGCUAUCGGCUGCAACGUGCUAUCACACGACGAACUUCACACCAUCGUUUGCCAAGCUGAGGCCAUAGUAAAUAGUCGGCCACUAACUCCAAUAUCUAGUGACCCUAAUGAUCUUCGUUCGCUUACACCGGGCCAUUUCCUUAUCGGCCGAGCUCUUCUAACCGUUCCUGAACCAACAAUAGCCAGUUCAACUAUGUUAGGCCGCUAUCAAAUCAUCCAAUACAUUCAGCAGCAAUUCUGGCGUCGUUGGCAGGAAGAUUAUUUAAAGGAGCUGCAAAAACGUUCAAAGGUGAAUGACUUAGUGCUACUAAAGGACGAGCUUUUACCACCACUUAAAUGGGCCAUGGGUCGCAUUACAGCUACUGUGCCAGGUACUGAUGGUAAGGUUAGAGUAGUAGAAGUGAAAACAGUCAAUGGCGUUUACAAACGGGCCAUAGCAAAGGUAUGCAAACUACCAAUUGAAAAUACAAGUCCACUAGAGUAA
Molecule: messenger RNA, 2649 nt
Organism: Anastrepha obliqua
Lineage: Eukaryota; Metazoa; Arthropoda; Insecta; Diptera; Tephritidae
Exons: 2
Coding region: 1-2649 (882 amino acids)
Biological process (GO): DNA integration
Molecular function (GO): nucleic acid binding
Source: RefSeq, a predicted model, not a curated record